UAUAUUUUAUACAGAUUUUUUUUUAAUGUGUUUUGACAUUGAAAUAAAGGUCUAGAUGCCGUCAAGAAACUAUUUUUGUUUCUCAGACACUCUCACAAACCCAUUAGGCGCCGAUGGCGUCAUGUUGCACGUGUGACGUCUGUGAGUGUGAUGCAUGUGGAUGUGGAGUAACUGUCCAUGGUGCUGAAACGUCGCAGCGUCGGGAUGCGCGUUCCAGAGUCUCGCAGCAUCGGUGCGCGCAUCUUCUAAUUUAUAAACUCUUAAAAAUCCAUAGAAAGGCUCAAAACAGUGUCGGAAUGCUGCCCAACGACACCUUCAAGAACCUGGAGGAUGGUUUAUAUUUGAUAAACUUCUCCAGCAACGAGACGCAUAACGGGGACUCUCACGGCAGCAGCGCGAUCUUCAUCUCCUUCAUCUAUUCCGUGGUCUGUCUGGUGGGACUCUGUGGAAACUCGAUGGUGAUUUAUGUGAUCUUCAGGUAUGCGAAGAUGAAAACUGCGACGAACAUCUACAUUUUAAACUUGGCGAUCGCGGAUGAGUUACUCAUGUUGAGUGUGCCUUUCUUAGUCACCUCUUCCUUACUUCACCACUGGCCCUUUGGCUCUCUCCUGUGUCGAUUGGUUUUAAGUGUUGAUGCUAUUAACAUGUUCACCAGCAUCUAUUGUCUGACUGUGUUGAGUAUCGAUCGCUACAUCUCCGUGGUGCAUCCCAUCAAAGCAGCCCGGUACCGGAGACCCACUAUCGCCAAAAUGGUCAACUUAGGAGUCUGGAUGUUCUCCAUCCUGGUCAUCCUACCCAUCAUCAUCUUCUCCACCACUGCACCCAACUCGGACGGAUCGGUGGCUUGCAACAUGCAGAUGCCUGAGCCCGAGCGUCAGUGGAUGGCUGUAUUUGUGAUCUACGCCUUUCUGAUGGGCUUUCUCUUCCCUGUCAUUGCCAUAUGCAUGUGCUACAUCCUUAUCAUAGUGAAGAUGCGGGUGGUCGCGUUGAAAGCGGGCUGGCAGCAGCGAAAAAAGUCCGAGAGGAAGAUCACGCUGAUGGUGAUGAUGGUGGUGACGGUGUUUGUGAUCUGCUGGAUGCCUUUUCACAUCAUGCAGCUGGUCAGCGUGUUCGUCCAGCAGCACAACGCCACCCUCAGUCAGCUGGCUGUGAUUUUGGGAUAUGCCAACAGCUGUGCCAACCCCAUCCUGUACGGGUUCCUGUCGGACAACUUCAGACGCUCCUUCCAGAGGAUUUUAUGCCUCCGGUGGUGGGAUAACGCCACGGAGGAGCCCAUAGAUUACUAUGCCACGGCUCUGAAGAGUCGAGGAUACAGUGUGGAUGACUUUCAGCCCGACAAUCUGGAGUCGGGCAGCACGUACAGGAAUGGCACCUGCACAUCUAGAACUACAACGCUGUAGGACUCGGUUUUACAGCAUAAAGACUUGUUUUGUAAUCUGUUGUCACUGCAGUAUGUGUUUUUUGUUAAAAUGUAUUGGAAGACUUCAUAAUAACUUUCGUUAAUGCCAUGGUAUGAUUAUAUAAUGCUUAAUCUAAAAUUAGUGUGCAAUUUUGCCUAUAUGAAUGUGCAUGAACUUUUUAUGCUUAUAUAAUGCCUUGAUUGGCUUAUUAAUGAAAGUUAUUAUAAAGUGUGUCGAUAUGGGUCAAAUGUGUGACGUUCCGAUUAAAAAAAAAAGAAAAGAAAUAUCCACAGCUUAAUAUUUUGUUCUUUAUUUUGAAAUGGAAUAAAACCUGGGGAAAUCAUUCACUCUCAGUGCAUUAUGUGGUAAAACUAUAUUUGUAUUUUACGAAGGAAGCUUGCAGUGCUUGCAAAGCUGGAACGAAUCAGUGUUACAGUUUCCGGUUUUUAUGUUUUUAUGUCUGUGUACAGAAAUGAAAUCAGAACCGCAUUGCCUUCCAUCUAAAUUAAGUACGUAAAUAUAUGCAAGAAAGAAGACCAAUCGCAGUGCAGUAUGCAAAUAUUACGUCACAGCAUUAGUUAGUGAAGUAUUGAGUAUUAUGAUUCUGUCAAUGUUAGUCAGUGAAGUUUUUUUUUUUUAUCUUUUAAUAUUUUAACAGUUACAUUUCUUAAAAAAAAGAAAGAGAAAAACAUAGCACAUUUAUGAGUCUGCAGUUUUUUUACAUGGAACAGGUUUUUCAAUUCUAUUUCAAGUGAAAAUAUUGUAAUAGUUAUAAAAGACGGUUCUGAAGCCUAAAUGUUAUGUGUUUGAUUGUAAACCUAAUCCUAACAGUGAAGGUGAGAUAUCAAGCCUGACCUGAAGCCUGUGAGAAACGUUUCCAUUGACUGCUGUACUUCUAUGUUUAUUCUGCUGCAGGGAAUGUGUCUAAUACAAAGCUGAUUCAUGGCUAUCCUUAGUGUAAUUUAUUUCACCCGCUAUGUGUUUAUUUAUUCACUCAUGAUUAUAAUGUAUGUAUUAUGCACUUUUUAAUUGUGAAAUAUAUAUAUAUAUAUAUA
This is a messenger RNA of Carassius gibelio (silver crucian carp), 2455 nucleotides long. Its product is annotated as somatostatin receptor type 1-like. Bases 114 to 1400 code for a protein of 428 amino acids. Gene Ontology annotation, cellular component: membrane; neuron projection. Gene Ontology annotation, molecular function: somatostatin receptor activity; neuropeptide binding. The transcript has a single exon. The record is from RefSeq and is a predicted model, not a curated record. NCBI's taxonomy places the organism in Eukaryota, Metazoa, Chordata, Actinopteri, Cypriniformes, Cyprinidae. Gene Ontology annotation, biological process: cellular response to estradiol stimulus; neuropeptide signaling pathway.